AUGUCCAAAGUAGGCACGGAUAGUCUUUUGGUCUUCGAGCAACAUCUGCAGAGGGUCCCGCACGAACAACUUCGAAAGGCGUUCAGGACAGCUCAACGCCUCCUCGAAAAGGAUGUUGCGGCCUUUGCACCUCUCACAAGGGAUGGAAAUAUGAAUGCAGAGGAAUUUUCCUCCUCAAUAGAAUCAAUGAUUUUAAGGAUCGAAAGCUUGAAGAGGAAGUUAGCUGACUUGCACCAUAAUACAGUAAUGCCAUUGGAACAUUCUCUACGACGUAGAACCAAAGAGUUAGCGGCUUUUGAGAGUGUCACCCACACUUCGGACGCUCGAUAUGGUCAAUGGAUUGACACUAGAAUGAAUCGCUGGCUCGUUGAUUGGAUGUUACGACAGGGCGACGUUGACUCUGCAAAGAAGCUGGCUGAGUCGAAGGGAAUACAGACGCUUGUUGAUAUUGAUUUGUUCGCCGAGAUCAGGCGAAUCAGAAGAGCCCUUGAGCGUCACAGUUGUCUGGAGGCGUUAGCAUGGUGCAAUGAAAACAAAGUUUCUCUACGCAAAAUCAAGAGUAACUUAGAGUUCGAACUUCGCCUCCAGGAAUUCAUUGAACUAGUGAGGGAAGGGAAGUCAAUUCCAGCGAUUGCUUAUUGCAAAAAGCACCUCACACAAUGGCACGAUACGCAUACGCAGCAGUUCCGACAGGCUAUGGCGCUGCUCGCCUUUAGGGCUCCCUCAGAAACGUGCGCGCCUGAAGCUGUCCCGAAGUGCGUCUCGCCGAAAGUCGGUGCGAGCCUUAAUCGCUCCUCGUACAGGAAGCUGUACUCACCAGACAGAUGGACGAUGCUCUCCGAAACAUUCACUGACACUGCUUACGCGUUGACCGCGCUUCCCGCCUCAUCACCAUUGCUGCUUUCGCUGUUCGCGGGCCUCGUUGCGCUCAAGCAUCCAACAUGUCUCGCCCAAGGCAGCCCUCCCCCAAAUGCCCUCCCCUAUCCAUCUUCCACAGUAUCGAUAAAGGGCACAACCUUUCCCGCUCCGACUCCAAUGCCUUUCCCAUUUUCUGGACCUCCCCAUAUGAAUGUAGAACCUUCCCAGCCUCCUUCACCCAACGUGGACUGCCCACUCUGUGAUCCUCUUGGUUUGGGUGUACUUGCCCAUCUGGUACCCUCUGCUAAUCACCUUAACUCGACGCUUGUGUGCUACAUUAGCGGAAAAGUUAUGGAUGAUCGGAACCCACCCAUGGCAUUACGGAAUGGUUAUGCUUUAGAGGAGAUGGCCGCCAAGAAUGAUGGUCGUGUUACAUGCCCUCGAAGCGGACUCUCUGCACCAUUCUCUGAAUUACGGAAAGUUUUCAUCUCCUAA
This is a messenger RNA of Cantharellus anzutake, 1353 nucleotides long. Its product is annotated as CTLH/CRA C-terminal to lish motif domain-containing protein. Gene Ontology annotation, biological process: proteasome-mediated ubiquitin-dependent protein catabolic process. Gene Ontology annotation, cellular component: GID complex; nucleus; cytoplasm. NCBI's taxonomy places the organism in Eukaryota, Fungi, Basidiomycota, Agaricomycetes, Cantharellales, Hydnaceae. The record is from RefSeq and is a predicted model, not a curated record. Bases 1 to 1353 code for a protein of 450 amino acids. The transcript has 6 exons. Gene Ontology annotation, molecular function: ubiquitin-protein transferase activity.